This is a messenger RNA of Carassius auratus (goldfish), 1463 nucleotides long. Its product is annotated as stromal membrane-associated protein 1-like. NCBI's taxonomy places the organism in Eukaryota, Metazoa, Chordata, Actinopteri, Cypriniformes, Cyprinidae. The record is from RefSeq and is a predicted model, not a curated record. Gene Ontology annotation, biological process: regulation of clathrin-dependent endocytosis. Gene Ontology annotation, molecular function: metal ion binding; GTPase activator activity. The transcript has 10 exons. Gene Ontology annotation, cellular component: cytoplasm. The coding region runs from base 211 to 1317 and encodes 368 amino acids.
ACUCGUCUCCGUUUCCGCUUCCGUUCAAUCCUCCAAUCGGCCAUAUUCCGCCGAUCUGUCUCAGCCCAGCCGCCGCUCCGUUGCCGUGAACCCACCACAGUCUCGUUUCACAGGGGAUGGUCUUCCAUCUAUAACGAAACAACUGAACAGAGCAAAUCGGGGGCAAGACAGGUGAUUUUAUACAGAAACGCUGACAGAAAACGGGCCGAGAUGACGACGCGAUCGGAGAGGGAAAAGGCUCAGAAACUGAACGAGCAGCAUCAGGCCAUUCUGUCCAAAAUGCUGAGAGAGGAUGAUAACAAAUACUGCGCCGACUGCGAAGCCAAAGGACCUCGAUGGGCCUCUUGGAAUCUUGGUGUGUUUGUUUGUAUCCGCUGUGCUGGAAUACACCGGAAUCUGGGAGUGCAUAUAUCACGUGUCAAAUCAGUCAACCUGGAUCAAUGGACCCCCGAGCAGAUACAAAGUGUGCAGAACAUGGGCAACACCAAAGCAAGACAUCUGUAUGAAGCUCAUCUCCCAGAAAACUUCAGACGGCCGCAAACUGACCAAGCUGUGGAGUUCUUCAUCAGGGACAAGUACGAGAGGAAGAAGUACUACGAUAAAAACAAUGUCAAUGGAACCGUUAAGUCCUCUGAUGCUGCUUUGCCUUCAGUAUCAUCUCCAUCUUCGCAAGCAGCUGAGAAAAGCAAACUGGAGAAGGAGAGAGAGAAGAAAAAGGAGGAGAAGAAGAGGGAAAGGGAUACAGAUAAAGGGAACAAGCCAGCAGGUUUUGAGAAGAAAAGAGAAGACAACCAGACAGAUUCCAGAAUCAGCCCUAAGAAGAGUGCAGAGCCCGCCAUCGACCUGUUAGGCCUUGAUGCACCCACAGCCAGCUCUGCCAGCAGUGGGGCGGGAACAAGCAGUGCAGCUCCUAUCAGUGAUGACUUAGACAUCUUUGGACCUAUGGUAUCCAACCCUUUGCCCUCAAACACCAACACAAACCAGGUCAGUUCCAGUAAGGCAGCUGGGAGCGCUCAGGCCAACCCCGCCGGAGGGGCUGUGGCAGGUGCUACCGGAACAGGAAGUGCUGCUCCAGCACAGGGAGAUCUGGACCUGUUCAGCGAAACCAGCGGGAGCAACAAAGCAGAGGACUCAGCCAAGAAACCUCUCUCCAAGGACUCCAUUCUCUCCUUGUAUGGCUCCGGCACCGUCCCACAACAGCCUGCACAAGCGACUGCGAUGUUCAUGGGCCCCUCUCAGAUGCAGUUCCCUGCGCAACCACAGGGAACUUCCAGGCCUUCCCUGGGAUGGGAGGAGCCAUGCCGCCCACUACUAUGAUGGGGGCUGUCAUGGGGCAGGGCGGCGCUAUGAUGGGCCAGAAUGCGGGCAUGAUGGUUGGCAUGACAGUGCCUAAUGGUUUCAUGGGAAACGCACACCCUGGAGUGAUGGGCUUGGCUCCGGGCAUGAUGGGACCUCAGGGCAUG